This is a messenger RNA of Pseudophryne corroboree (corroboree frog), 588 nucleotides long. RefSeq names its product hematopoietic prostaglandin D synthase (gene HPGDS). Lineage: Eukaryota; Metazoa; Chordata; Amphibia; Anura; Myobatrachidae. Gene Ontology annotation, biological process: glutathione metabolic process. The transcript is spliced from 5 exons. Gene Ontology annotation, molecular function: glutathione transferase activity. The record is from RefSeq and is a predicted model, not a curated record. Bases 121 to 573 code for a protein of 150 amino acids.
GUGGGUAUAGUUAAACAAUACACAUUCAGUAUCUGUUCACACAGUCACUUUGUGUCUCAGGCUAAGUGGUGCUGCAGCUCUUGUUGACUCCUGAAAUCUUUGGACUGUGAGGACUAAAACAUGCCAAACUACAAGCUCACAUAUUUUAACUUUAAAGGAAGAGGAGAGAUUAUCCGUUACCUGCUUAAAUAUACAAAUACUGAAUUUGUGGACAACAGAAUUGAGUUUAAUGACUGGGCUGCACAUAAAGCCUCUUACCCAUAUGGAAAACUCCCAGUUCUCGAAAUUGAUGGGACCGUUUAUUGUCAGAGCCUUGCUAUAGGCAGAUACCUGGCCAAAAAAGCAGGUCUGGCAGGAAAGUCUGAAUUGGAUGACCUUCGCAUUGAUGCCAUAAUAGACACCAUAGAUGACUUUGUGUCAGUGUUUCCCUGGACUGGUGAGGAAAAGGCAGUAAAGGAGUACAUGGAGAAAUCAGCACCACCUGUCUUGUCUGGCUUAGAGAAAGAACUAGGAAAUAAUAAGUGGUUUACUGGUGACUAUGUAAGUAUACUGUUAAUUGUACGUGUUAGCUAGAAACACCCCCUCCCC